GUCUGGCAACCUCUUCCUUGGGAGACUAGGUGCACUUCUGGCGCCUCGGGUGUCAGAGCUAGCAGCCCACCGAAACCCCCUCAAGUAACAAUUGAAGGAAGACGGGGGUGGGUGUGACCAAUUUACCCAACGGCUUGGAUUUUCAAUGUCUCCAAUUUCCUACGACUGAAAGCCUCACACCAACUGAACUUCUGCCUUGCAAUCCAGUCUCCAGUUUCCUCCUCUGGUCAGGUCUCAAGCUGUUCCUACUCACCCCAUCGUCUAGCUGCGUCGCCAUCGUCCAGCCACAGCCCUGUGUGGCUGGGCGAGAUUCUCCUCAGAUUUCUCGUUUCUUGUUGCUUGUAACGAGCUUCCCUGUCGAUAGAGCUGUCAAGAGUACCUUGGAGGUGGUCUUCACGAGCCGUAUCAUGGCGUCGUCGGAAAGGACCUCAUUUAAGAAGCAGCACCCCGUUGAGAAGAGGAGGAUGGAAGCUGACAGGAUUCGGCAGAAGUAUCCCGAUAGGAUCCCUGUCAUUGUUGAGAAGGCUCGCAGGAGCAAAGUGCCCGACAUGGACAAGAAAAAGUAUUUGGUUCCUGCGGACAUUUCUAUCAGCCAGUUUACGGCAGUCAUUCGCAACAGGAUAAAGCUCAGCCCGGAGCAAGCAAUAUUUCUGUUCAUUGGCAACACUAUGCCUCCCUCAUCUGCACUUAUGUCGGCCACCUAUGAAGAACACAAAGACGGUGAUGGCUUUCUUUACGUGACAUACGCUGGAGAAAAUACCUUCGGAUAAAAUUCGGACAGUUUGUACAGAUUUGUGUACAUAUUGUUAUUUAAAGUCGUCAAUUUUGUUUUCAAGUAAAUAGCACGUCAUAUUGAAUCAAGAUACAAUUUGAAG
This is a messenger RNA of Closterium sp. NIES-67, 875 nucleotides long. Lineage: Eukaryota; Viridiplantae; Streptophyta; Zygnematophyceae; Desmidiales; Closteriaceae. The record is from the annotation of a GenBank genome assembly.